AUGGCUGAAAUCGUUCUUUCUGCAUUCUUGACAGUAGUCUUCGAAAAGCUAGCCUCUGAAGCCUUGAAGAAGAUUGCUCGUGCUAAGGGAAUCGAUUCCGAGCUCAAGAAAUUGAAGAGGUCAUUAGACCAGAUCCAGGAUCUGCUUAAUGAUGCUUCUCAGAAGGAAAUAGCUAAUAAAGCUGUUAAAAGAUGGCUGAAUGGUCUCCAACAUUUGGCUUAUGACAUAGACGACCUACUUGACGAUUUGGCUACCGAAGCUAUGCAUCGGGAGCUGACUGAUGAAUCUGGAGCCUCGACAAGCAUGGUAAGAAAGCUAAUCCCAACAUGUUGCACAAAUUUCUCACUUAGUAGUAGGAUGCAUAGGAAGUUAGAUAAUAUUACCAUCACUUUACAAGAACUGGUAGAGGAAAAAAAUAAUCUUGGUUUAAGUGUGAAAUGUGAAAGCCGAAAACAAACAACCAGAAGAUUACAAACCUCUUUGAUAGAUGCAUCGAGCGUUGUUGGUCGUGAAGCUGAUAAGGAUGCAUUGCUCCAUAAGCUGCGGGAGGAUGAACAAAGUGAUAGAAACUUUAGCAUCGUACCCAUAGUUGGUAUGGGUGGGGUGGGUAAGACUACUCUAGCUAGACUUUUGUAUGACGAGAUGCAAGGGAAGGCUCACUUCGAACUCAAGGCGUGGGUUUGUGUUUCUGACGAGUUUGAUAUCUUCAAUAUAACCAAAAUUAUCUUCCAAUCGAUAGGUGGUGGAAACGAAGAAUUUAAGGACUUAAACCUGCUUCAAGUAGCUUUAAAAGAGAAGAUUUCAAAGAAACAAUUUCUUAUUGUUCUUGAUGACGUUUGGAGUGAAAGCUAUGCGGAUUGGGAAAUUCUGGAACGCCCAUUUCUUGCAGGGGCAGCCGGAAGUAAAAUUAUUAUGACGACUCGAAAGAUGUCAUUGCUAACCCAACUGGGUUACGAUCAACCUUACCAUCUUUCGGUUUUGUCACGUGACAAUGCUCUAUCAUUAUUUUGUCAACAUGCCUUGGGUAAAAGUAACUUUGAUUCACAUCCGACACUAAAACCACAUGGUGAAGGUAUUAUUGAAAAAUGUGACGGUUUGCCGUUGGCUUUGAUUGCCCUUGGGAGAUUAUUGAGGACCAAAACAGACGAGGAAGAAUGGAAGCAACUGUUGAAUAAUGAGGUAUGGAAGUCAGGAAAGGUAGAUGAGAUUGUUCCGGCUCUUAGACUAAGCUAUAGUGAUCUGUCUGCCUCUUUGAAGCUUUUGUUUGCAUACUGCUCCUUGUUCCCCAAAGACUAUGUGUUUAAUAAGGAGGAGUUGAUUCUUUUGUGGAUGGCAGAAGGGUUUUUUCACCCAUCAACCACCAGCAAGUCGAUGGAACGCUUGGGUCUUGAAGGUUUUGAAGAUUUGUUGUCAAGAUCAUUUUUUCAACAUGCACCUGAUGACAAGUCGUUGUUUGUGAUGCAUGACCUGAUGAAUGACUUGGCCAAAUCUGUUGCUGGAGAUUUUUUUUCAAGGUUAGAUAUUGGGAUGAAGAAGGAACUUCCGAAGGAAGCUUUGGAAAAACACCGCCAUAUGUCAUUUGUUUGUGAGUAUUGUAUGCUUUACAAAAGGUUUGAGGCAUUCAAAGGAGCUAGAAAUUUGAGAACAUUCUUAGGAGUGUAUGCUGGGAUAAAAGAAAGUUGGAGAACAUUUUACCUAUCAAAUAAAGUCCUGGACGACUUACUACAUGAGUCACCUUUGUUAAGGGUCCUAUGUUUGAGUGAUCUUAGCAUAAAUGAGGUACCUGACUCCAUUGGUAGUUUGAAGCACUUGCGGUAUCUUAAUUUCUCUCGAACUGAAAUCACACAUUUACCGGAUAGUGUCUGCAACCUUUAUAAUCUUCAGACGUUGAUUGUUUCUAGUUGUACGAGUUUGAAAAAGUUGCCAGAGAGCUUCGUAAAGCUUAAAAAUUUGCGGCAUUUUGACAUGAGAGAUACUCCGCAUUUGAAGAAGAUGCCUGUAGGGAUUCUUGAGUUGAAAAGCCUACAAACUCUCUAUGGGAUCAUUAUUGAAGGAGACAAUGGAUUUUCAAUAAGAGAUCUUAAAGAUUUAAAGAAUCUCCAAGGGAAAAUUUCCAUUAAGGAGCUGGAAAAGGUUCAAGGCUCAAUGCAUGCACAGGAAGCGAACUUAUCUGAAAAGAAGCUAAGUGAGUUAGAGUUGGAAUGGAGUGAUGUAUUUGAUAAUUCUCGAAAGGAAAGGCUUGAAAAGGAUGUCCUGAAUGUGCUGAAGCCUUGUAGUGAUACUCUAAAAGAACUGAAAAUUGUGUCAUAUGGAGGUAUAGAGUUUCCGAGUUGGGUUGGGAAUCCCUCGUUUGGUCGGCUGACUCGAGUUUCGAUAAGUGGUUGUAAAAAGUGUACAUCUCUACCGUUACUUGGGCAGCUACCAUCACUUAAGCAGUUGGUUAUUGAAGGCAUGGAUGAGGUGAAAGUUGUUGCUUUGGAGUUUCUUGGGACUAAUGGUCUUCCAUUCCCUUCACUUGAAAAUCUAACUUUUCGAGAUAUGAAAGGGUGGGAGGCAUGGUCAACCAAUAAUAAUGGGGUACUUGUCGAUACAACAUUUCCAUGCCUUCAAGAGCUUCGUAUUGAAAGUUGUCCUAAUUUGUUUAGAGUCUCACUUGGAGCAUUACCUUCACUGAGGGUUCUAGGAGUAGAUGGUUGUGGUCAUGAGGUGUUAAGAAGUUUGGUUCAGGCAGGUUCAUCAAUCACCAAGUUGGAUAUAAGUUCUAUUUCAGGACUCAAUGAUCAGGUGUGGGGAGGUGUUAAAGAGCAUCUUCGGGCAGUUGAAGAAGUAAGCAUCAGAGGGUGUGAUGAAAUAAGAUACUUGUGGGAAUCAGAAGCAGAGGCAAGUAAGGCUUUUGUGAAUUUAAGGAAGCUGGAAGUCCAUAAUUGUUCAAAUUUUGUGAGUUUAGGAGAGAAAGAGAAGGAUAAUUGUGGUAGCAACCUAACAUCUUUUACAACCUUGACUGUACGGGAUUGUAAAGGAUUGGAGCAUUGCAGCUGUCCAAAUAGCCUUAAAUCGCUUCGCAUCGUAUUAUGUGAAAAGGAGUUUCUGGUAGGACAAGAGAAGACUAAGACGCUGAUCAGCUCAAGCAUACUGAUGCUUGAAUCUGUUUCUAUAAGUCAGUGGCCAAAUAUGAAAUCGAUCACUGAAUUGAGUUCCUUCCAUCACCUCAGGGUUAUCUAUGUAAGCCAGUGUCCAAAUAUGGAAUCAUUUCCUGACCAAGAGUUGCCGAAACUCAAUGUGUUAAUAAAUCUGACAAUAGUAUUUUGUCAAAGUCUGGAUGUUUCCUUUUCUGGUGGGCUUUGGCCUCCAAAAUUGUGUUCACUUAGCAUAGGAGGGUUGAAGAAGCCCAUUUCAGAGUGGGGCCCACAGACUUUUCCAACCUCACUUGUUAACCUAACUUUAAUAGGUGGACAGUCGGAAGAUGUGAGUAAUUUCAGUCAGUUGUCCCAUCUUCUUCCUUCAACUCUUACCUCUCUCCGCAUAGAAGAAUUUGAGAAAGUGGAAUCGGUUUCAAUGGGACUCCAACACCUCACAUCCCUCCAGAGUCUCUUCAUUUACAAAUGCCCAAAGACGAUAGAUCUACCAGAAAUGAGGCUCCUACUGGCCCCUCGUCUCAGAAAUCCCCUUCACCAACAUAUACUGAGGAGUUACAAACUUAAUAUCAAGGCGAAAGAAACACGACAAGAAUAGAGUCUGAUAGAAGGUUGGAAAAACAUGCAUUGCAAUCAAAUCCGUGGUUGGGCUAACAAGGCCACCCAUCACGAUUAUAAGAAGCUUAUUGUAAAGUAUGAUGCAUGUAAGCAACAUGGAGAAUUCUCUUCUUCGGUCAAUGAGGCUGAGGCUGAGGCUGAUGUCCACAAGCAUGUGCUCCAAGAAUAAUCGUUCUGUAAUUAGACCAUGGUAUUAAAAUUGAUAUAUUUCUGGAUAUUUGGUUUUUUGGAUGUGUUUUAUUAAAUUUUGGUUUAGUCUUGGA
Molecule: messenger RNA, 4015 nt
Organism: Lactuca virosa
Lineage: Eukaryota; Viridiplantae; Streptophyta; Magnoliopsida; Asterales; Asteraceae
Source: the annotation of a GenBank genome assembly